CUUUCGCUGUCCACGGUUCUGAAAGCGCUCAAAUCGCAGGAGUCCGGGGAACAUUUUUAUCGCUCAAAUCCAAACCUGAAAUGGUAAAUCUUAUUUCACUUGGGUGUUCACCUUUUGUGUGUUAACCUCGGCUGUUUUCUAUCUGGCGUGUGAAAAGAAGUCUUCCAGUCUGCUCGGUUCUUUCUCCCACAUGCAAUUAGCAUACGGAAAAUGGAUCUGCAAGGACCAGCAUUCCACAAGGCAAAAACAGAAUUUUUCGUGACUGUAAAAUAAACUCUACCUCCAGUUGUGCAUGCAGGCGUUUUUGCGCACAUUUCAUUCGCUCUCCAAGGAUUACAACUCUCGCAACACGAUCCACCGCGGAGAAAGAGACAAGCCAUUUUAUUCACACUCAAGCAAUAUGUUCGGACAUCUUCCUCAUCAAAACCAGGUUUUCUCUUUAUAAGUACCAAACGGAGCGUCGACUUUGGAUAUGGAUACCAUGAAACAGCGAGUUUUUGCCCCCGGCAAAGAGGGGCUGAAAAAUUUGGCCGGGAAGACACUGGGGCAGAUCCAGAGGGUGAUGGAGAAGCGUCAUGACACCGGAGAAGUUAUCGAGCUGACGGAGGAUGGUAGACCCAAGGAGGUCAAAGAGAAGAGAGCACCUCUGUGCGACUGCACGUGCUUCGGGCUUCCCCGCCGUUAUAUUAUCGCCAUCAUGAGCGGCCUUGGCUUCUGCAUCUCCUUCGGCAUCCGCUGCAACCUGGGCGUGGCAAUCGUGAGCAUGGUCAACAACAGCACCAUUCACCGGGAUGGCAAGAUUAUCGUCACUGAGAAAGCUAAAUUUAACUGGGAUCCAGAGACGGUGGGUAUGAUCCAUGGCUCGUUCUUCUGGGGCUACAUCGUCACGCAGAUACCUGGAGGAUACAUCUCAUCACGUCUGGCGGCCAACAGAGUCUUUGGGGCCGCUAUUUUUCUCACGUCAACACUAAAUAUGUUCAUUCCAUCUGCGGCUCGUGUGCACUAUGGGUGCGUCAUCUUCGUGAGAAUACUCCAGGGAUUGGUGGAGGGUGUGACUUACCCCGCAUGUCAUGGGAUCUGGAGUAAGUGGGCCCCACCUAUGGAGAGGAGUCGACUGGCAACCACCUCUUUCUGUGGUUCCUAUGCUGGAGCAGUGAUAGCCAUGCCCCUGGCUGGGAUCCUGGUGCAGUACUCAGGCUGGUCUUCUGUCUUCUACAUUUAUAGCAGUUUUGGCAUUGUGUGGUACAUGUUCUGGAUCCUGGUGUCAUAUGAGAGCCCUGCUGACCACCCCACUAUCACAGCUGAGGAGCGGACCUACAUCGAGGAGAGCAUCGGCGAGAGCGCCAUGCUAAUGGGGCCGGCUGAUAAAUUCAAGACCCCCUGGAGGAAGUUCUUCACCUCCAUGCCCGUCUAUGCAAUCAUCGUGGCCAACUUCUGCCGCAGCUGGACCUUCUAUCUGCUGCUCAUCAGCCAGCCGGCCUACUUCGAGGAGGUGUUCGGCUUCGAGAUCAGCAAGGUGGGUAUGAUCUCGGCUUUGCCUCACCUGGUGAUGACCAUCAUCGUGCCGAUCGGAGGACAGCUGGCUGACUUCCUGCGCGCCAAGAACAUCAUGUCCACCACAAACGUCAGGAAGAUCAUGAACUGUGGAGGCUUUGGAAUGGAGGCUACUCUACUGCUUGUGGUGGGCUGGUCCCACAGUAAGCCUGUGGCCAUCUCCUUUCUGGUGCUGGCUGUUGGCUUCAGCGGUUUUGCCAUAUCAGGGUUUAACGUGAACCACCUAGACAUUGCGCCCAGGUAUGCCAGUAUCCUCAUGGGCAUCUCGAAUGGUGUGGGCACACUCUCAGGCAUGGUUUGCCCCCUCAUCGUGGGUGCCAUGACCAAAAAUAAGACCCGCGAGGAGUGGCAGUACGUCUUCCUGAUCGCGUCCCUGGUGCACUACGGCGGCGUCAUCUUCUACGGGAUCUUCGCGUCCGGCGAGAAGCAGCCGUGGGCCGACCCCGAGGAGACCAGCGAGGAGAAGUGCGGCUUCAUCGACGAGGACGAGCUGGCCGAGGAGACGGGCGACAUCACACUGUCCCACAUGCCCGCGCAGGGCUUGGCAGCGGCGGGCGGCGCGGCUAAGAGCUACGGUACCACCACGCAGGUCAACGCCGGCUGGGCCCAGAGCUGGGACAAGACUGAGGAGUACAUCCAGGAGGGAGCUCCGCAGGCCUACGGCACCGGCCAGCAGCAGGACUACUCCUAGAGCACAAGUACACAUGCAGGGGACACACAGCGGGCAGUCACACACAACAACACACAGUAUUAGACAUGCGUAUACAUAUGCCCUAGAUGAACCGCUCAGAGAGGGAGAGAGAGAGAGAGAGAGAGAGAGAGAGAGAGAGAUUGUAGGCCUAAAAUAGAUAUAAAACAUAUCUAGAUAUAUAUAUAUAUGAAAAUGUAAUUAAGUAAUAAACAAUAGCAAAUAUAAACAACAUAUAAAGAACAGAAAAGUAUACCAGACACAAACUUUACAGAUUACUGAUAGUGUAAAUAACUCAUAGAAGUGCUAUAAAACAUUCCUUGCAAGCAAACAGAAAUAUAGUCCUGCACAGAAAUGCAACACUCUUUACAAUCAGAAGUGAUAUAAACUUAGAGAUAUAGAGACGUUUUUGUUUCGUUUAUGGAUUUUACUUUGACAAUGGAUAAUAGCCAAUAUCAGAGUUGAUACACCUCUCCUAAUGGAAAGAGAAAAAGAGAGAGAGAAAGAAAGAAAGAGAGGGAGAGAGGGAGAGAGUGAUAAGAGGGAGGGGAAGAGUCCUGGGCUGGACUUUGUAUAUUCUGGUUGAGACGCGUUGUGCUCCAUGGAGAUAAAGAGAGAGAGGAGCCACAGCAAGGCAUUUCCAUAAUGCAUAUAGUUUAAACAAAAUGAGUGUUCUUUAAUAGAAAAUCUAUUUAACAGAGAAAAUCUAUUGUGGUUUGCGCAAAUCAAAAUUACAUAUUAAACCUGUUAUACUGUAUAUCUCAAUUUAAGAUAUAAUAUGUACUAUGAACAAAAAGGUCCUAAAUGUAAAGUUAUAUUUUAACUUUUUUGGUGCAAACUUGUUUGAAUUGUGACACAUUUCUCAUUCCAUCCAUGUACUGUAGUUUUCCUCUAGAUAGAAACAACAAAAUAAAUUUUACCGUGAUGGUCUUCACUGGGCCUUUUAGCCAUCUAGUACUGUAGUUUGAGAAGACUUAGUGACACGCACUCAUUUCAGAAAGCCGUCUUCAUCUGUCCCAGAUAGUAGAUCCUUUGUAUGCUGUGUUUUGCACUUGAAGACAAAAAAAAAAUCCCACUGUCACACCAAGAUCAGUGAUCAUGAUCGAAAUCAUGAUCUUACUCCCAACAAGCUGAAUUCUCAUGGGAUUACCUGUCAGAUUUGGCAACCACUUCCACAUAUCUAGUGUUUAGACGUUAAGAUGGGCUUCUCUAAGAGGUCUGUGUCAGAGAGUCCUUCCUGUAAUGAGUGCCAUAAGUGUGUCAUCUGUACUGUGCGUCUGAGUCAUCAGUACUUUCAUCUGUAACACUGUUUUUAAAGAUACUUUUAAUGCACUGAUGAAUAUUCUAUAGACAACAAAUCAUUGAAAAAGAGAAAUAUCUGAUUUGUAAAAGUUGUGUUUUUACAUGCAUAUUUACUGUUUGUGUGAGACUGUCGUGAUGUGGGGCUGGUGAUCGUUGUGCUUCUUGUUAUCCUAACUAAGGCCAUUCUUUUUUGCCAUGGAUCGAGUCUUGUGGGCAUGAAGUGCAGUUCUGUUUGUUGUGUCUUCAGUUGGAGGUCUGACUAGCGUUAUGAGAAAAAGCGUGUCUCCCUAGAAAGAGAAAAACUAAAAACGUUUCAAGAGUCUCUUGCCAAAAUCUCAGACAGGCGUCCUCUGGGAUUACGUUAUUGUUUUAUUUCUUUUUAAACGAAUGUAACAGUGUUGGACUUUUGCCAUUUGGAAUUUUUCUGGGUUUACAUCUAACUAUCUGUCACGGAGACCUCUCUGAGCAUGACACCAGUUUCCCAUCGAUGUAUGUCUGCGGUGGUUGGCAAAUCUUUGCUUGUUUGGGAAGCUUAUUUUUCAUACGAGAUGCAAUAAAUCUAUAAUUAUGGUUGCUGGUCUCUAUUGUUGUGUAACAUGGUAAUGGAAGUCACAGUAAUUGUUUUGAAGUCAUGUGAUUUAAAAAAGAAAAAAAAAAUAUUCUGGGGUCUACAACUUGUGCUGCUUGAUAUCCAGGGAGAUCGUGUUGCGUUGUCCCAGUGGGGAACUCUGAGCCAUGACUGUGGGCAUUUUUUUCUCUUGACAGGUGG
Sardina pilchardus (European sardine) is the source of this 4313-nucleotide messenger RNA. RefSeq names its product solute carrier family 17 member 6a (gene slc17a6a). NCBI's taxonomy places the organism in Eukaryota, Metazoa, Chordata, Actinopteri, Clupeiformes, Clupeidae. The transcript has 12 exons. The record is from RefSeq and is a predicted model, not a curated record. Bases 473 to 2245 code for a protein of 590 amino acids. Gene Ontology annotation, cellular component: excitatory synapse; synaptic vesicle membrane. Gene Ontology annotation, biological process: regulation of synapse structure or activity; transmembrane transport; neurotransmitter loading into synaptic vesicle. Gene Ontology annotation, molecular function: neurotransmitter transmembrane transporter activity; L-glutamate transmembrane transporter activity.